Messenger RNA from Marchantia polymorpha subsp. ruderalis, 613 nucleotides. Lineage: Eukaryota; Viridiplantae; Streptophyta; Marchantiopsida; Marchantiales; Marchantiaceae. The record is from the annotation of a GenBank genome assembly.
CGGAUGCAUCCCCUUGCCUUAGUGUUUGAGUUCUAUCUCUAUAUAAACUCCAAUUCUUGAAUAGUAAUCAUCCUUGUUGUUCACUCGAAUUCUACCUGGUUGGUUAUAGUACACUUCAUCUUGAUCUUGUCAUUCAGAAAUUUAAAAGUUCCAGAGUUGAUGUACAAUUGCCCCAACAUGUCGAGACGAGAUCAUUCUUACAACUGGAAGGGAUGUUUCGUAAUUUUCGCAUGCGAGGUGGGAGAGAGAGUAGCAUAUUACGCCGUAUCUUCCACUCUCACUGUCUACCUUACGACAGUCCUGCAAGAGACCGUGGCCGAGGCAGCCAGAAACUACAACAACUGGGCAGGAACUACGUUUCUUACUUCCUUUAUUGGAGCAUUCAUUGCGGAUGCAUUCUUGGAUCGUUGUUGGACCAUCGUCUGGUCCAUGAUAACAACUUUCCUGAGGUUAUUAUUCAAAGUUCGAAAAUAUCGAUGCGUGGCUGAAGACUGAUGAACAAUUUCUCAUCCAAUCUAAUAAUUUUGAGACAUCUAGGCUCGAAGGGACACGUCAGCUACGAAUUCAAUGAAAAGAGCUUUGCAUUUGUAAUACAGCUUGGGAUCAUGUCAGU